Neurospora tetraspora is the source of this 1871-nucleotide messenger RNA. RefSeq lists its product as uncharacterized. NCBI's taxonomy places the organism in Eukaryota, Fungi, Ascomycota, Sordariomycetes, Sordariales, Sordariaceae. Gene Ontology annotation, molecular function: oxidoreductase activity. Bases 279 to 1676 code for a protein of 465 amino acids. The record is from RefSeq and is a predicted model, not a curated record. The transcript is spliced from 2 exons.
GAGUAAGAUUUUCCCCAUGUUUGGUGCUGAUUCUACAUAUUACUCGUCAGGUCUACAAAACCGACCGUCGGACUAGUGGCGAUCCCUAGACGUACAUCUAUCUACCCCGCUGUCGAGACAAAGCACACGUCUUAGUAAACGGAGACGGCACAAGUUCAAGAAGUGCAUCAGUAUAAGGAGCUUCUGUCCCCUUGUCCAACGGUGCUCAAGCCUCCUUCGUCAAUUCGACUUCCAAACAUCAAAAAGGGCAUGCUGAUGCUGCCCACUUCAACAUCAUCAUGAACGUCACGACACCAUCACCACCCGAUGGUCUCCUCUCAACCAUCAUGCCCUCCCUACCUCUAUCGAGCGUCGGCAUCAACUGCAGCUGGACCACCAUCCUCACCAUCCUCAUCCCCUCCUACCUGCUCCUCAUCCGACACCUCCGCUUCCAGCGUCUACACUCCUACCGCACCCGCUUCCCGCAAUACUUCCUCCCCGACGGCUCCCCCGCCAAUCUUGCCAAAAUGACGCUCCAAGACGCCCACCAAAUCCUCAUAAAUAUCUCCCAGCGCGAGUUUCCCUACCUCUACCAACGCUCGCUCUUCUUCGCCCUCUUCAAAACCUACGCCAUCCCCUCCAUUUCCAGUCUUCUCCUCGCCACAGGCCAACUCUCCUCGAACAAAACCGCCUCCAAACGAGCAACCGACACCGAAAUAUUAAUAAUGGAAAUCGUCAUCAACCCGCCCUGGGAGAAGAGGGGGCUGGAGGCGCUGGCGAGAAUGAAUUGGUUGCAUGGCCGGUGGCAGAAGGCGGGACGGAUCAGGGACGGGGAUCUGUUGUAUACGCUGAGCAUGUUUGCGCUGGAACCCGAGAGGUGGAUUGGGAGGUGGGAGUGGAGGGGGGUGAGUCAGGUGGAGAGGUGUGCGGUGGGCGUGGUGUGGAGGGAGGUGGGGGGGUUGAUGGGGAUUGGGAUGGAGGAUUUGGAGAGGUUUGCGGAGAAGAAUAAGGGGGAGGGAGAGAAGGGUGAUGAGGAGGAGGAAGAGAGUGGACUGGAGUGGAUGGAAAAGAUGGAACGGUUUAGUGAGUGGUAUGAGGAUACGGAGAUGCAGUAUGCGGAGAGUAACGAGGAGGUGGCGAGGCAUACGGUUGAUUUUUUGCUGUUGAGCCAACCGAGGAUGUUGAGGGGGGUGGGCAAGGGGUUUAUUGGGGUGUUAAUGGGGAGGAGGUUGAGGGAGGCUAUGAAUUUCCCCGAACCGCCUCAAUGGCAAGAAAAAUCCCUAACCUGGAUCCUCCUCUUCCGCCGCUGGGUCCUCCUCCACCUCAGCCCUCCCCGAUUCGAGUGGAUGGUUCUCCACAAACUUAACAAGGAUGUCGACCCUGCCACCGGAAAGUAUCACUUUAAUGUAUACGAACUUGACCCGUGGUAUGUGAAGCCGACGUUUUGGAGCCGCUGGGGUCCCUCGGCUUUGUUGAGGCGCCUGUCCGGUGCGCCGGUUCCGGGCGAUGGUGGUAGCAGGUACCAGCCGGAGGGGUAUAGCAUCAAUGAGAUUGGCCCCGAGAAAUUGAAGGGACAAGGAAAGGAGGAAAUUGAGGAGAUGGUGAGGGAUUUGGAGAGGAGGAGAAUGGAGUUGUUGGCUAAGGGCGGUUGCACUGGUGGCGUUGGUGGGGGGAGGUGUCCUAUGGGUCUUGCGUGAGGCUGUAUAAUGAGGUGCAAGGGCUACCUAGAAGAUGUAAAUAUCAAGGCAUAUGGAUGCAAGCCAAUAGCCGGUGGGAUUAAAGCUUUAUAGAGGUACCGUAUCGUUUAAGUACUUAUUGUGUAAAUAACCCUAACCCGCCUUUUGGUUUGAGUUGCCCGCAUCUGGACCUUUGGUCGAAGAUGUAUAAAUCAC